AUGUUGGGCAGGAAUCAUAGGUUUUUUAUCUUUGGCAGGUCUAAAAUUUUGAGGCAUACUUUUAUUAGGCUUCAAACUACCAAUGCAACUCCAUAUAAUGGUGAUGGAGCUCAUUUAGAUAACAUGAACGCUAUGGAUAACUCACCGCAAUCACGUGAAGUACCAGAACUGAGUGCGGAAUUUGAUACUCAGAACUCUAGUUUUAGUGUAUUUCCACAUAUCAGGGAUGUUAAUCCCGAUCAACUCGUCGGUUCAUCUAAAUUUGGUAAAAAUAUGUAUUUCAUUUCAAGAAGCAUACAUGGAAGUCUGCCUGUUUAUACUGAUAUUAAGAGUGGUAAUGCAGCUGUAACUCUCAUCAAGAAUGUCCAAGGUGAUAUUAUUCAGUUGAGAAAUGAUUUACAAAAGUCGCUCCCAGACAUUCCUAGAGAUUCCUGGAAGGUUUUAAUGCAAUCUAGAAAAAUAGUUAUUUCAGGUGAUUAUGUCAAAGCUGUCAAAAGAGUGCUGUCUGAAGCCUUUUAA
Molecule: messenger RNA, 519 nt
Organism: Eremothecium cymbalariae DBVPG#7215
Lineage: Eukaryota; Fungi; Ascomycota; Saccharomycetes; Saccharomycetales; Saccharomycetaceae
Gene: IMG2
Product: mitochondrial 54S ribosomal protein mL49
Exons: 1
Coding region: 1-519 (172 amino acids)
Biological process (GO): translation
Cellular component (GO): ribosome; mitochondrial large ribosomal subunit
Molecular function (GO): structural constituent of ribosome
Source: RefSeq, a predicted model, not a curated record